Molecule: messenger RNA, 1155 nt
Organism: Balaenoptera ricei (Rice's whale)
Lineage: Eukaryota; Metazoa; Chordata; Mammalia; Artiodactyla; Balaenopteridae
Gene: MCHR2
Product: melanin concentrating hormone receptor 2
Exons: 5
Biological process (GO): neuropeptide signaling pathway
Cellular component (GO): membrane; neuron projection
Molecular function (GO): G protein-coupled receptor activity; neuropeptide binding
Source: RefSeq, a predicted model, not a curated record
AUGAAUUUACUUCACUCGUCCUGUUGUAACACCUCUGCUGAACUUUUGAACAAAUCCUGGAAUCCAGAGUUUGCUUAUCAAACCCUCAGCAUGGUGGAUACAGCCAUCCUCCCUUCCAUGGUUGGGAUUAUCUGUUCAACGGGGCUGGUUGGCAACAUCCUCAUUGUAUCCACUAUAAUAAGGUCCAGGAAAAAAACAAUUCCUGACGUUUAUAUCUGCAACCUGGCUGUGGCUGAUCUGGUCCACAUCAUGGAAAUGCCUUUUCUUAUUCACCAGUGGGCCCGGGGAGGAGAGUGGGUGUUUGGGGGGCCUCUCUGCACCAUCGUCACAUCCCUGGAUACCUGCAACCAGUUUGCCUGUAGUGCCAUCAUGACUGUAAUGAGUGUGGACAGGUACUUGGCUCUCGUCCAACCGUUUUGACUGACGAGCUGGAGAACAAGGUACAAGACGAUCCGCAUCAAUCUGGGCCUUUGGGCAUCUUCCUUUAUUCUUGCGUUGCCUGUCUGGGUCUACUCGAAGGUCAUCAGAUUUAAAGACAGCGUUGAGAGUUGUGCUUUUGAUUUAACAUCCCCUGACGAUGUACUCUGGUAUACUCUGUAUUUGACGAUAACAACUUUCUUUUUCCCUUUGCCCUUGAUUUUGGUGUGCUAUAUUUUAAUUUUAUGCUAUACCUGGGAGAUGUAUCAACAGAAUAAGGUUGCCAGAUGGGUAAGUGUAUGCCUUAUUUGCUACAAUCCCAGUGUUCCAAGGCAGAGAGUGAUGAAGCUGAUGAAGACGGUGCUGGUGCUGGUGGCGGUCUUUAUCCUGAGUGCCGCCCCCUAUCACGUGAUACAACUGGUGAACUUACAGGCGGAGCAGCCCACGCUGGCUUUCUAUGUGGGCUGUUACCUCUCCAUCUGUCUCAGCUAUGCCGGCAGCAGCAUCAACCCUUUCCUCUACAUCCUGCUGAGUGGAAACUUCCGGAAACGCCUGCCUCAAGGGCAAAGGAGAGUGACUGAGAAGGAAAUCAACAAUAUGGAAAGCACCUUGAAACAGAGCUUUAAGGAGAGUACAUGGAUCAUCAAAAGUCUAGGCAGGCUUGCCUACGUUACUGAUGUUAUUAAAAAGGGCAGGCAAAACGGUGUGCUGGUGUCCAUUCUUGUUGUGCCCUUGUGA